Messenger RNA from Leptopilina heterotoma, 3955 nucleotides. RefSeq lists its product as uncharacterized. Bases 546 to 3149 code for a protein of 867 amino acids. Lineage: Eukaryota; Metazoa; Arthropoda; Insecta; Hymenoptera; Figitidae. The record is from RefSeq and is a predicted model, not a curated record. The transcript has 11 exons. Gene Ontology annotation, molecular function: GTP binding.
UUACAAAUUUCUGGAAAAAGGUCCAUCGAGAAAAUUUAUUCACUUCUUGACGAUCUAAAUUCCCAUUUUUCAGACUUGACCGAAAUAUGUAUUGGGCGUCACAUCAAGUUCUCAAGAGUGAACACGUUGGGACAAAUUUAGAACCACGUACGAGAUAAAUCAUAUAAAAAUUGAAAAAUCUCCUGCAUAUACUUUUAUAUUAAAUUGAAAAAUAGGGGAAAUAAUUUUGAGGAAUUUUCAGGAGGCCUUUGUGUCAAGGUCAAGACUUCGCCUUGAGGAGAGAAUCUCCAGAGGAAAUUUGAAGAACUUCUUAUCGUAGUCGUUGUGGAUAGUUCGAGAGACAAGAAAAAGAGGGAGAGAAGACGAUGACGAGAUAGACUCGAAACUAGAAGGGAAGAGGGACCAGAGGGGUUGGCCGAGGUCCUCAUCGUCGUUUCGACGACAGUUUCUCGCGAGUGCGAGUUGUAACCGAGUACCGCGACUAACGAGAGAGUGAUCGAGGCCCGCCAGCUCGGCUCAUCGUGAACAGUGCUUAGUGAACCGAAAUGACGGGCUCGCGGUUAAGACCCGCGAUCUUCGUCGGCCUCUUCCUCGGCCUCCUAGCCGCUUCCUUGCAGGGGGUGCAAGGUGAAGAGGAGCUAGAGCCGGUGCCCUCGGAAGACUUGUGUCGACCCUACAUUGAAAAGGCGUUAAAGGAUCUUGGCACAGGAUCUGUCGAGCAGACCAGUGCCGAAGUCGAGGCUGGGGACAAUCUUCAAGAUACUGGAAACGAGGAGAUAAGCGUGCAAGACGAUGAGCCAGCGAGCAAAGAUGACGAAUCUCAGGAAGCUGACCAGGACAGUGGCGGUGGAGAGGUAGUGGAUCUCCCAAGCGAAGAGGUUCACGUCGAACAUGAAUCCGCCGAAAAAACGGACGACAGUGACGAGACUGCUGAACAGAAAGAUGAAAAAUCGGAAGAAAAGCCGGAGGAAAUCGAAGUAAUUGCCGAGGACUCGAAGGAAGCUGAGAAAGUUUCGAAAGAAGAGAUCGAAACGUCUUCAAAGGAGGACGCUGAGAAAGAUUCGAAAGAAACUGCCGAUGACUCGACAGAAGCAGCAGACAAAGUUUCGAAAGAGACUGAUUCAGAAUCAGAUGGUACCAAUUUAAAAGAAGGCACAGAUUCUAAAGAAGAUGGUACAGCUUCUAAAGAAGAUGGUACAGAUUCUAAAGAAGAUGGUACAGAUUCAAAAGAAGACGGUACAGAUUCAAAAGAAGGUGAUACAAAUUCAAAGGAAGAUGCCACAGAAUCAAAAGAAGAUACAGAUUCAAAACAUGACACUAAGGACUCUAAAGAAGACGAUAUCGAUUCCAAAGAAGCUGACAAGACUUCGAAAGAAAGCGCCGAGGCUGCAGGAGGAGCAGAGAAAAUCGAGGACGAAUCCGUAGAGAAAAAGGAUGAAGACGAUUCGAAAAUAGAUUCAAAGGAAGAUGUGAAAGAGGAUUCUAAGGAAGAAGCUCACGAUGAUAAAUCAGUUGCGAGUAAAGAAGAUGCAGCAGACUCGGGAGAAAAAAGCGAAGAAGUAGACGGAAAGUCCGAAACUGAUUCAAAGGAAGAUGCAAGCAAACAAAUCGACAGUAAAGAAAAUAACGAAACCGACAGUAAAGACGAUUCACAAGAAACUAAAGAUUCAAAGGAAGAAGUAGAUUCACAAGAAAUUAAAUCUCGUGGUCGAAGAGAAGUCGGCGAAAAUGUCGAGCAAUCCGACGAAACAAGCAAAGAAGGCGAAGGCGACGGAAGCAACGAAGGAGACUCCACGCCAGAGGAGGAAUUAAUUCAGGAAAUAGAGAUUCCGGAGAAUUUACGACCAAGAGAUCACAUUAGUCAAAUAUUGAAAUUAGAUGAAGACAAUGAAGUGAAAGAGAAGGCUAUCGAAAAAGUAUCUGACAUUAUACUCAAGGAAUUGAAAAAAGUCUAUGACAAUGCAAUUCAACCUCUGGAGACGCUAUACAAAUACAGAGAUCUUAGUAAUAGACACUUCGGAGAUCCGGAAAUAUUUUCGAAACCCCUUGUGCUGUUUAUGGGACCUUGGAGUGGAGGAAAAUCGUCAAUUAUCAAUUAUCUUCUGGACAAUGAGUACAAAAUGUCUUCCUUGAGAACAGGAGCUGAACCAUCGCCGGCUUAUUUCAAUAUUUUGAUGUACGGCGAAGAGGAGGAAGUUUUAGACGGUACGCAAUUGGCAGCCGAUUGGACAUUUUCUGGACUGCAAAAAUUCGGGCAGGGUUUGCUCGAUCGUCUUCGGGGUCUUCGUUUGAAAAACAAAUUGUUAGAGAAGGUUAAUAUUGUCGAGAUUCCCGGAAUUCUGGAAGUUCGGAAACAAGUACAGCGUCUCUUUCCGUUUAACGACGCGUGCCAGUGGUUUAUCGAUAGAGCAGAUAUUAUUUUCCUGGUCUACGAUCCUUCAAAGUUGGACGUUGGACCCGAGACAGAGGCCAUUCUCGAUCAACUGAAGGGUCGCGAAUACCAGACGAGGAUAAUUUUGAACAAAGCAGAUCAGGUGAAACCAGAGGAACUAAUGAGGGUCCAGGGGGCUUUGAUUUGGAACAUUUCGCCCCUGAUGUCAAGUGCAGAACCGCCGGUAAUGUACUCAACGUCUCUUUGGUCAAUGCCCUACGAGGCCGGAGCUCCGACCAGAUUGCUCUACGCCCAGGAACGAGCUCUCCUUCGAGACUUACGUUCCGCCAUUGAUAAAAGAGUCGAGCACAAAAUCGCUAGCGCCAGAAGAUUCGCAGUGCGAGUGCGCAACCACGCGAAAAUGGUGGACUGCUACCUGACGACCUACUACAAUCACAAGACAUUCUUCGGCAACAAGAGGGACAUUAGUGACAAGAUUGUCGAAAAUCCCCAGGAUUAUCACAUUUACGAGGGUCUCAGUACGUUGACAAAUAUCUCUCGCUACGAUCUUCCUGAUCCGGACGUUUAUCGGGACUUUUUCCGUCUUGACGCUCUCUACGAUUUCCCUCUGCUCAGCUCCACGUGCACCUACUUCCGUGGCUGUCCAAUCAACAGGCUCGACGUCGCGAUUGCCUACGAUCUUCCGGAACUCGUUGGAAAGUACAAGAAAACCGUUGACGCCGCUAUUAACGAGAGUGACCCCGGUUCCACCAGUUGAACUCUCGACAAAUUUUCCAUCAAAUAAAACAAAAUAAUUUUUCAAUUCAAAGCGAGCGAAAAAACCCCGAAUUUGUGGGGCCAAUCUCGCGUAUUUAGCGAAAAACCGAAUUAUCCAAAACUCUAAAUUUACUCUAAUUCGAACAAAAUCUGAUUAAAUUCUGAACACAUGGAAAUUUUAUAAUUUAUUCACACUGCCAUUUGAAGUAAUUGACUUUUCAUGGAAGUAAUUUUCAAACAACGAUCAUAAUAUUAAUGGAAGAAAUUUUUGAAAUAAAACGAGUUCAGAAUUUUUCUGAGGACGACAAAGUGGUUUACAGUAUAUUACUGUAUUGUCCUCUCCUAAGGGGAAUCUACAUCUAGAGUAACUAAUUUAAUUUUUUUUUCCAUUCUGUGAGAUGUGAAAAUGUUAUUCGUGUGCAUGAUGUACGAAAAAAAGCUUUUAUUCCUUCAAUAAUCAAAGAAGAUCGUUUCAUCUUUCUAUUUCUUACAAAGACCCUUCGAGUCCAACUUGAAAUUGUCAACAUCAGCUACUGAGAUGUUUUUUUAGAAACGUGAUGUUUGAUUGUCAUAGGCUAAUUUAUAAACUUAAUUUUAAUUUGUACACCUACUUUUAAAUCAUAUACAUAAUUAAAAUUAGAGAACUUUCUCUAAUUCUCUAUAUAAAUUUACUUUACAAAUUUACCAUAUAAAUUUAAUAUUCUACUAUAUAAAUUUAAUUAUAACUCAUGUAAUAUUGUAGUUUAUGUGUAGUUUAUAGAAGAAAAGUCAAUAUUAAAUUUUAGAAAAUUAUUUAUAAAUGAAAAA